Ipomoea triloba (trilobed morning glory) is the source of this 2749-nucleotide messenger RNA. RefSeq names its product probable linoleate 9S-lipoxygenase 5. Gene Ontology annotation, molecular function: metal ion binding; oxidoreductase activity, acting on single donors with incorporation of molecular oxygen, incorporation of two atoms of oxygen; protein binding. The record is from RefSeq and is a predicted model, not a curated record. The transcript is spliced from 9 exons. Bases 57 to 2630 code for a protein of 857 amino acids. Lineage: Eukaryota; Viridiplantae; Streptophyta; Magnoliopsida; Solanales; Convolvulaceae. Gene Ontology annotation, biological process: lipid oxidation.
GCAUUUUACUUUCAUUUCUGUCUUUUUUAAUAUAUAUAAAGAAGUAAGUUGUUACAAUGAUUCUGGGCAAGAUUGCGGGUGCCCUCGCUGCAAAACAUGGUGAUGAACAGAAAAAGAUUAAAGGCAGGGUGGUGUUGAUGAAGAAGAACUUUUUAGAUAUGACAGACAUAGGUGCUUCUAUCCUUGAUAGAAUUCAUGAGUUCGUUGGUCAGAAAGUCUCCUUUCAACUCAUCAGUGCUCAAAAUGCUGAUCCUGCAGGGAAACGAAGCAAGGCAGCGUACCUGGAAAACUGGAGCAAGAUAACAUCCUUGGUAGCCGGAGAAAGCGCAUACGACGUUACAUUCGAAUGGGACGAAAGCUUUGGAGUUCCCGGGGCAGUCAUCGUCAAGAACAAUCACCACAGUGAAUUCUAUCUCAAGACACUCACCCUGGAAGACCUCCCCAAUCACGGCGCCGUUCAGUUUGUCUGCUUUUCUUGGGUUUACCCCGCCGAUAAGUACAACUACGACCGCAUCUUCUUCGCCAACCAGGCGUAUCUCCCCAGCCAAACGCCGGCGCCGCUCCGCCCCUUCAGGGAAGCGGAGCUGAAGAACUUGCGAGGAGACGGCGCCGGAGAACGCAAGGAGUGGGACAGGGUUUAUGACUAUGAUUACUACAAUGACUUGGGUGAUCCCGACAAGGGCCAAAAUUACGUUCGACCAAUCCUUGGAGGAAACCCAGAAUACCCGUAUCCUCGUCGCGGUAGAACUGGUCGGAAAAUGACGAAAACAGAUCCUAAGUAUGAAAGUAGACUUCCAUUGUUACCUGCGGGUGCUGACAUAUAUGUGCCAAGGGACGAGAAAUUUGGGCAUAUCAAGCAAUCGGAUUUUCUUGGUUAUGCAUUGAAGUCCAUUGGGCAAUCUGUUCUCCCUUAUAUUGCUUCCCGGUUUGAUGCAACCCGUGAUGAGUUUGACAGCUUCGACGAUGUGAAUGCGCUGUACGAGGGAGGGUUAUCCAGGGGGUUAUUGCUGGAGCACGUCCAGAACAACAUUUCUCUUGAGAUGGUGAAGGAACUUCUCCGAAGUGAUGGGGAGAAAUUGUUCAAAUUCCCAACGCCACAAGUUAUUGCAGCUAGCAAAACCGCAUGGAGAACAGAUGAGGAAUUCGCGAGAGAAAUGCUUGCCGGAGUGAACCCAGUCUGCAUUAGUCGCCUCCAAGUGUUCCCACCAAGAAGCACGCUCGACCCUAAAGUGUAUGGAGACCAUACCAGCACUAUAACAAGAGAACACAUUGCAGAUAAGUUAGAUGGGCUAAGAGUUGAGCAGGCCAUUUGGAGUAACCGAGUAUUCAUACUGGACCACCAUGAUGGAAUUAUGGUAUAUGCAAGGCGAAUAAAUGACAACACGGACAGGAAAAUCUAUGCUACAAGGACUUUGCUGUUCUUGCAGAAGGAUGGCACUUUGAGGCCAAUAGCUAUUGAACUUAGCUUGCCCCAUCCUAAUGGCGAUCAAUUUGGUUGUGUUAGCAAAGUGUACACCCCAGCUGAAGAAGGCGUCGAGGCUUCAAUCUGGCAACUGGCCAAAGCUUAUGCAGCCGUCAACGACUCUGGAGUCCAUCAACUCAUCAGCCAUUGGUUGAACACUCAUGCUGUGAUUGAGCCAAUUAUAAUUGCAACAAAUAGACAGCUAAGCUUUCUUCACCCGAUUUACAAGCUCCUCCACCCUCAUUUCCGUGACACAAUGCAUAUCAAAGCAUUGGGCCGACAGCUCCUCACUAACGCUGAUGGAGUUAUUGAGAAAACAUGUCUUCCUGGAAAAUAUGCAAUGGAAAUGUCUGCUGUUUUGUAUAAAAACUGGGUUUUCCCAUAUCAUUCUCUUCCUAAUGACCUCCUAAACAGAGGAAUGGCCGUGGAGGACUCAAGUUCACCACACGGGGUACGCUUACUAAUCGAAGAUUAUCCAUAUGCGGUUGAUGGGCUUGAAAUAUGGUCAGCAAUCAAGAGCUGGGUCUCUGAUUACUGCAAUUUCUACUACAAGAAUGACAGCAUGGUUUGGGAGGACACAGAAGUGCAAGCUUGGUGGACCGAGGUUGUACAAAAGGGACAUGAGGACAAGAAAGACGAGCCGUGGUGGCCCAAAAUAAACUCUCGCCACCUUCUAAUCGACACCUGCGCAACCAUCAUCUGGAUAUCCUCGGCCCUCCACGCCGCCGUCAAUUUUGGGCAGUACGCAUACGCAGGUUACAACCCCUGCCGCCCAACGUUGAGCCGAAGGUUCAUGCCGGAGCCGGGAACUCCCGACUACGAGGAACUGAAAACUCACCCUGAUAAGGCGUUCUUGAAAACUAUCACUGCUUUGCCACAAACUUUGCUCGGAAUUUCCCUCAUUGAGGUCCUGUCUAGGCAUGCUUCCGAUGAGAUUUACCUGGGGCAAAGAGAGCACGCUGAGUGGACCAAGGAUAAGGAGGCUUUGGAAGCAUUUGGGAGGUUUGGGAAGAAGCUGGUUGCAAUAGAAGAGCGCAUACUAACGAUGAAUGGUGAUCGGAAAUGGAAGAACAGGACAGGCCCCGUCAAUGUCCCGUACACUUUGCUCUUCCCUACCGGAGAAGAAGGACUCGCCGGAAAAGGAAUUCCUAACAGCAUCUCUAUAUAAUUCAUAUGGUUUUAUCUCUAAUUUCCAUUGCAAUAAAUUGUGUGUAUGGAUGUGUCUUAGUUUUUGCAUGCAUGUUUUCUACAAGUUUUAAAUAAUAAAUUCAAAAGUCUCCAAAUAAA